AUGUAUAGUUCUCUAGCAAAUUAGCUUUGUUUUGGUGUUGACAGUGAAGCAACAGCAGACAUCUUGUGUGACCAGCCUCUCACCUCUCCAUAUUUCCUGGCAUGACACCAUAUUAUCUCCUGACGUAAUCGCAUCCAGAUGUACGACAAGAUGUCGGUGCUGCAGCAGGUGCUAACUGAUGCUCGUAAGUUGGCCACCCGCCUGCGAGACCAUGACUCCUCAGCCGACUCCUUGUUGUCCCAGGCUCAGGGAAUGUUCAAGCAAGUUGAGAGCAUGAAAGAGUACUGUGAGGAGAUGAAUGAGCUGAAUGAGGCAGCUAAUAACCGACCACGUAGUGCACUGAUACACUCCAUCCAGCAGGAGAAUAGACACAUCAGACAACUUCAACAGGAAAAUAAAGAAUUACGACUAGCGCUUGAAGAACACCAGAAUGUUAUGGAAUUGAUAAUGUCCAAAUACCGGCAACAGGUAGCUAAAUUAGUGACAGUUAACUCAAAACAGAUGCAACCCAACACUCAGGAACAGGCUAAGCUUGCAGCACAAAUAGAGAGAAUAAGUGAAAUGGUGGCAGUGAUGAGGAAAGCUGCAUCACUCGGAGAUGAUGAAAGUCAACAGCAGCAGAGACUCAUCACAGCGUUGGCUACUGAGAAUAAGGGUUUAAGGGAAAUGCUCAACAUUGCCAGCCUUUCUGGUUCCCUCCAGCCUGCAACUUCUGCUGUUGAUGCUGGCACACAGACUGAAAAAGAUUCACCCAAGUGUGAAGAACAAAGUACAUCACAAGAUCAAGAACCUGUUGAGCCUACAAGUCUACAGGAAGAAGAGAAAACAUCUUUAGAAUCUCACAAGAAUACAGAAUCAUGAUGAAUCUUAAAUAAAUUUAAUAGUAAUAUUCUUGCCUUUCUUCUUAUGCUCUCUAUGUUCAGAGGGACAUGAAAAUUGUCUUUGAACUUAGGAUGGUAAAGCAAAUUGCCAUUUAAGAAAUUUUUUCUUCCAACUGACAAAGUUUAGCAGCAAUUGAACUUUUAGAUGUGUGAAUGAAACGGAGUUAAGUGUUUCAAGAACUGAAACUAAAGUGAUAACUAUGUAAUAUUUGAAGAAAAUUUAUAGCUAGAGUGCACAUGUCAGUCUUGACAGCAGGUACAGACUGGUAUCUGAGAAUUGCUCUCAAACCCAUAUGCAUCAAGAUGAUUUUUUCCGCUCUGGCUUGUAUUGAAAUGAAAUACAAAAAGUCAAGUUAGUGACAAGCAUAACAAAGGUUUUUAUUAAAUGUUUCAGAAGAUUAUUGUUAAAUUUCAAGCCUUGUAUAUAGUUGUUUAGCCAGAGCAUAAACUAAGUAGCUAGCUCUUGUCACUCCAAAUCUCAAUUGGUUCAGUUGAUUCAUUCUUUUAACAAUAAUGGAGUGGGUUAUUUUGAGGUCUUGCUCUGAAUCAUAUUUUGAUUCAUUGGUUUGUAAGAUCUAAGAGACUUGGGAAGAAGAAGAGCUACAUAUUUUGUCCAUAUGCCCUCUCAUAAUGCGGAUUGAUGUACCCUCGUGCUAACUCAAACAUUGGUUUCUUAGCUCAGUGAUAAAAACACCUUAGCUUUUAUAUAUUCACCUGAUAUUAGUUGUCACUUUUUAAAUGUUCAUGUACAGGAAACUAUCAGCCAUGAUGGUAUAUCUGUCACAGAUAAAACAAAUAAGAAAAUGCUGACAAUUCACUUAUAGAUAAUUUUUAUAACUUAGAAUGCUUUAUCUUUCAAUAACCUAAUACUAUUACAGUAUGUCUUCUUUUUUUUUAUUAAAAGUACUGUAUCACUAAUUUAGUCACAGGUCUAGUGAGUGGAAGAGAGAAACAGUUGUGUGAAAAUGUUAAUUUUGUAUAUUUUGUAUAUUAGUUAUGGAAAUUUUAGCAUGUUUUGGAGAGUAAAAUUUUAUUAAAAAUACAGUAUCCAUUAAUAGCUGUCUGAUUUUUCACCCACAUUAUCCUUAUUUGUUUAACAUUAGUGUACAGGUAUAUCAUUAGCUAUUAUUUAAUAUUUACUACAAGGAUAUUCAAGUUUCACAGCAGAAUUUUUAUUAGAUUUUAUAUCUUCAUUGCUCACACUUUUGACUAAUCUUAAUUUCCUUUUGUAGAUUUUGAGAGGAAUAAUCAAGUACUGUACUAUUUAUUUUAUUGGAGUUACAUAAAUAAAAUAAAAUAUUUUUAACAUUGUAAAUAUGUGUAUGUUUCUGUUUCAUAAUUCUGAUUCCAAAGGAUCAGCAUCAGCUCAUGUACUGUACAUAUGUUGAUAACUUUUGUCACAUCAAUGCAUGGAUAUUUACUGACCUUUACAAGUACAGCUGAAUUCUAAAUAAACCCAUACUUCAUGUUUAUUAUUUUUUGGCUUAAAUGUGCAUAAGUUAUUAAUUUUUAUUUCUUAUUUAUUUAUUUAAUAUUUUUUUUAAUAACUGGAAGUUAAUUUGGAUGGCAAAGUAACCAAUUGCACUGGAAUAUUAAUAUAUUAUUGAAACCACAUGACCUACGUGUUAGUUACACUGAUAAUACUGCAUGUUCUAUGUAUACUAGCUAAUCAAUCAGUAGCACCCACCUGGUCUGCCUGCUUAUCAUUCACUUGUUAGUACCACAUGGUCUACUUGCUGGUUAUAAGCUAUAAAUGCCAUUUAUUCUUCCUCCUAUUAAAAUAUCAUUCUUAAAUGGUCCACCAGCUAAUAAAUAUUACAACACAAUUGAUAUAUGUUGAUAUAGUUAUCGGUUCCAGAGGUCUACUUAUUUAGUGAUGUGUCAUCACCAUCUAGGUAAAUUGUGUGUUGAGAUGUCACUACCAUGUGGUAUGAACAUAGCACAGUCUGACUUUGGUUGACCUAUUUGUACCCUGUGCUGUACUGAUGUACUUGUUGGCUGACCGAAUAUAUACAAUUUGAUAGUUUUUACUGUCGUCAGCCUUUGUUCUUUAAACAUGUGAAGCAGUUUUAUUGUCAUCAUGUGUUCAAAUGUGGUAAAACUGAUGAACUAAUUCAUUUAUUAACAUCCCCAUAUACUGUACUGUGAAAAGAUUGUAUCACUAAAAGUGCCAUUUCCAUUUAUAUGAUGACAUUGUCAAUUCUUUACUUCUUGACGAUUUUCUUAAGUUUAUAAUAAAAUACUAAAUUUUCAAAAUGCUUUUGAGAUUAACAACGUAAUGUUUACAGUAAUUUCAGUAAUUCUAACCUCAAAGUUUUAUCAAAUCACGACCGAACUGAGGGUGUCCUGCCAGUUUAUUAGGUGCUUUGUUUGAUGUGUCACAACUCCUGCCAGCUGCUCUAUAGCAUAUACCAUUGUACUCCCAUGACAUCCAAGGUGUACCUCUCUCUCAAAAUAAAGGCUUUAAUUUGAAA
Homarus americanus (American lobster) is the source of this 3355-nucleotide messenger RNA. RefSeq names its product FGFR1 oncogene partner 2 homolog. The transcript is spliced from 6 exons. The record is from RefSeq and is a predicted model, not a curated record. The coding region runs from base 139 to 861 and encodes 240 amino acids. Lineage: Eukaryota; Metazoa; Arthropoda; Malacostraca; Decapoda; Nephropidae.